Messenger RNA from Juglans regia (Persian walnut), 2982 nucleotides. Its product is annotated as histone-lysine N-methyltransferase family member SUVH9-like. The coding region runs from base 252 to 2261 and encodes 669 amino acids. Gene Ontology annotation, cellular component: nucleus. Lineage: Eukaryota; Viridiplantae; Streptophyta; Magnoliopsida; Fagales; Juglandaceae. The transcript has 3 exons. Gene Ontology annotation, molecular function: zinc ion binding; histone methyltransferase activity; protein binding. The record is from RefSeq and is a predicted model, not a curated record.
UCAAUCUGAAAUUCCAAAUGACAAUUUUCAACUUGAAAAUGCAGUCGUAUUUCUUAGCUUAAUAUUAUUACAUUACUCAAAAUCUCCCUCAGCUCCAGCGCUCUGUCUCUGUCUCUGUCUGUCUCUCUCUCUCCGAAAUCCGCCAUGAAAACACCUCCCGAGCGCACCCCAGAACCCUAGGACAAGCAGAAAAGCCCCACCACCUCACAUUCCCUGUAUAUCCGAAACUUUCUUUCUGUUUAACUAACGAAAUGGACUCUCUUUUCCCCUUCCAAGACCUCAACAUGCUCCCGGACCCAUCCGCCACGAGCACCACCAAGGCUGCUCUGCCUCUGCUAACCCCCAAAAUCGAGCCCAAGCUCGAACCCUCAGACGAGCCACUACAAAGGCAGCCGACUCCUCAAGAACCGUUCUUUUCCACCGGGACCACCCUAACCCCCUACGUCCUCUCCAAUUCGGAGGAUACCCCUAUGUCCUCCCUGCCCAUGGUCAUUUCCUCCGGGGAAGACAGCGUCUACUCCGAGUUUUUCCGAGUUUCCGAGCUCUUUCGCUCCGCCUUUGCCAAGCGGUUACAGCGUUACGGCGACGUUGACGUUUUGGAUCCCGAUUCUCGCGCAAUCGUGCCAGUCCCACAGGAAGACGGCAACAAUCACGUCUCAACCGUUGUUUCUCGGAAGAAGCCCUUCCAGCGCUCCGCGGAGCUCGUCCGUGUCGCGGAUCUCAGCAUGGAGGACCGUCGCUACUUCCGCGAUCUCAUUCGUCGGACCCGCAUGAUCUUUGACUCUCUCCGCGUCUUAUCCAUGAUGGAGGACGAGAAGCGCCGUCUCGUGGAUGGCGGCCUCAGUCGCAAGGUCCGCGGGGAUCUGCGCGCCGCCUCUGCCCUGCGCGACCGCGAUCUGUGGCUCAACCGGGACAAGCGCAUCGUCGGCUCCAUCCCGGGGAUCUACAUCGGUGAUUUGUUCUUCUUCCGAAUGGAAUUGUGCGUAGUCGGCUUACAUGGUCAGGUCCAAGCUGGAAUCGAUUACGUCCCCGCCAGCCAGAGCUCGAGCGGCGAGCCAAUAGCCACCAGCAUAAUCGUGUCCGGUGGGUACGAAGACGACGAGGACACCGGGGACGUGAUAAUCUACACGGGUCACGGCGGGCAGGACAAGUUCUCGAGGCAAUGUGCGCAUCAAAAGCUGGAGGGUGGGAAUUUAGCAUUGGAGAGAAGCAUGCAUUACGGAAUUGAAGUGAGGGUUAUCAGAGGGAUCAAAUACGAGGGCGGCGUAUCGAGUAAGGUUUACGUUUACGACGGCUUGUAUAGGAUUCUUGAUUGUUGGUUUGAUGUGGGAAAGUCGGGUUUUGGGGUUUACAAGUAUAAGCUGUUGAGAAUGGAUGGGCAGGAUGAGAUGGGUAGCUCCAUUUUAAGGUUUGCUCAAAGUCUCAGGACUAGGCCGUUGACGGCGAGGCCCGUGGGUUAUCUUAGCCUUGAUAUUUCGAUGAAGAAGGAGAACGUGCCGGUAUUGCUCUUCAAUGACAUUGAUACUGAUCAGGAACCUAUGUAUUAUGACUAUCUUGUGAAGACGGUGUUUCCACCGUAUGCAUUUCACAGGACGGGGAAUGGUACUGGGUGUGAAUGCGCCUCGGGUUGUGCCGAUGGUUGCCUUUGUGCCAUGAAGAACGGGGGAGAGAUUGCUUAUGACCACAAUGGGAUUCUUUUGAGAGGGAAGCCCGUUAUUUUUGAAUGUGGACCCUUUUGUAGGUGCCCUCCUACUUGCCGGAACCGUGUUACUCAGAAAGGGUUGAGAAAUAGGUUGGAAGUGUUUAGGUCGAGGGAGACAGGUUGGGGAGUUAGGUCCUUGGAUUUGAUACAAGCUGGUGCUUUUAUAUGUGAAUAUGCCGGGGUUGCUCUGACCAGGGACCAAGCUCAAAUUUUGUCGAUGAACGGUGAUACGUUGAUUUACCCAAAUCGUUUCUCGAGUAGAUGGGCCGAAUGGGGGGAUUUGUCUCAGAUAUUUACUGAUUUUGUGCGUCCAACGUUUCCCUCAAUUCCUCCGCUGGAUUUUGCAAUGGAUGUAUCGAGAAUGAGGAAUGUUGCUUGUUAUAUCAGCCAUAGUGAAACUCCGAAUGUGUUGGUGCAGUUUGUGCUAUAUGAUCACAAUAACUUGAUGUUCCCUCACCUUAUGCUGUUUGCAAUGGAGAACAUCCCUCCUUUGAGGGAGCUCAGCCUUGAUUAUGGUGUGGCUGAUGAAUGGACGGGGAAGCUAUCUAUCUGUAACUGAAUAAUUAUAAGAAUAAUUUUGAAGGCUUCAUGCAUUUUUGAAUGUGGUGCAGCGCAGAGUCCGGAGGGACAUGAUGCACUGAGCUCCAAAUGUCUGAGAAAAUUGAUGCUGUGGUGAUUCUUUUUAUGUUCAAGCCUCCUCCGGCUUAACAUCAGAUAUGCUAUUUGUGAUCAUUAAAUUUUAAAUUAUACAUGGAGCUGAAGGUGUACCGUAUGUUUAUAAAAUUUUGUCACCUGGCUUCCAAAAUUCUCUGGUCCGUCAAGAUGGAUGCUGUAAAUAUAAACCCUCGAUCAGAUUACCAAAAAAGCUGACUUGAUUGAUAUCUCACUGUUGUGGUUACAUGGUUGUGUUCUUGAACUGAGUACACAAUCUUGGACUUCCUCAGUUGGUGAAGAAAUUUACAACUCAAAAUUUGUCAAGUCACAAAACCUGCUGUGAUGGUCAACCCUGACAUUUCAAGAAACUACUGUAAUCUAUUUUCAAGACUUGGAGGAUCAAGCCUUUCUGCAAGCCUUUUCCACUGGGGCUGGUUGCAAUGAGGUUUUGUAAGCUUGUAGACUUGGCUGUAUGGACCCUUUUUGUACUUUUAGCUUGUACAUAUUAAGUGCAAAAUUGGAUAAAGGUUGUAUGGAAAUUGUAUCAGUGCAUUGUGCAGAUGGGGGUGUCUUUUUAUUGUGUUUCUUUUAUUUGUAUAUAAAUAUCCUUUUGGGUGAAUUAGGCA